Messenger RNA from Manis javanica (Malayan pangolin), 8172 nucleotides. It is a transcript of the gene CHRM3, whose product is annotated as cholinergic receptor muscarinic 3. Lineage: Eukaryota; Metazoa; Chordata; Mammalia; Pholidota; Manidae. Gene Ontology annotation, cellular component: synapse; dendrite; plasma membrane. Gene Ontology annotation, biological process: saliva secretion; positive regulation of smooth muscle contraction; chemical synaptic transmission. The record is from RefSeq and is a predicted model, not a curated record. Gene Ontology annotation, molecular function: G protein-coupled serotonin receptor activity; G protein-coupled acetylcholine receptor activity.
UAGCGGUUGGACUGCCCCGAAGCUCGCCUCAAGAACCCUCUCCCGGCGCAGCCGCCUUACCGCGGGCUUGCGUUCUGCGUGCUUUCAAACGGUGGGGGCAGGGGGACAGUUGACUUGAAUAGCAGAAUUCACUUGUCUACUUGGCGCUGUGCGUGUUGGAAUUGGACCCUGCUCGGCGUGCGCGUGCGUGUGUGCUUCUCUCCUAGCACGCAGGUUGGAAGUGGCAGAGGAAGCAGGGGUUUGCGAAUUGCCUCCAUAUGGACAGAUUUCAAGAGUGCAAACAUCCAUUUGUCUGCAAGUGUCAUUUGAACCUGUCCGAUGGUUGUAAGGAUAUGUUUUCUCCGGCUGUCCGUGUUUGCACUGGGAAGGGACGGCUCUCUCUCCUUAGGAGAUCUGAACAGUGAUGGCACACAUUUUGGUCACAAGUCGUUCAGUGGACUGUGGAUUGACCAACCAGUAUCCAUUCCCAUCAUGAUGUACACCACUAAGGCUCUUCACUACACCUACAUUCUGAUCAGAGGCCACAGAGAUGAUAUUCAGAACUUCCACUAAGGUACUGUAAGACUAUGUCAGAGAAUCACAAUGACCUUGCACAAUAACACAACCUCGCCUUUGUUUCCAAACAUCAGCUCUUCCUGGAUACAUGGCCCCUCAGAUGCAGGACUGCCCCCAGGAACAGUGACUCAUUUUGGCAGCUACAACAUUGCUCCAGCAGCUGGGAAUUUCUCCUCUCCAAAUGGCACCAUCAGUGACCCUUUGGGAGGUCAUACUAUCUGGCAAGUGGUCUUCAUUGCAUUCUUAACAGGUGUCCUGGCCUUGGUGACAAUCAUUGGCAACAUCCUAGUGAUAGUGGCAUUUAAGGUCAACAAGCAGCUGAAGACAGUCAAUAACUACUUUCUCUUAAGUUUGGCCUGUGCUGACCUGAUCAUUGGGGUCAUUUCAAUGAAUCUGUUUACCACCUACAUCAUCAUGAACCGCUGGGCUUUAGGGAACUUGGCCUGUGACCUCUGGCUUUCCAUUGACUAUGUGGCCAGUAAUGCCUCAGUCAUGAACCUCCUGGUCAUCAGCUUUGACAGGUACUUCUCCAUCACGAGGCCACUCACAUACCGAGCCAAACGAACAACAAAAAGAGCUGGUGUGAUGAUAGGUCUGGCCUGGGUCAUCUCCUUCAUCCUCUGGGCUCCUGCCAUCUUGUUCUGGCAGUACUUUGUUGGGAAGAGAACUGUGCCCCCAGGAGAAUGCUUCAUUCAGUUCCUCAGUGAGCCCACCAUCACCUUUGGCACAGCCAUCGCUGCCUUUUAUAUGCCUGUCACCAUUAUGACUAUUUUAUACUGGAGGAUCUAUAAGGAAACUGAAAAGCGUACCAAGGAGCUUGCUGGACUGCAAGCCUCUGGAACAGAAGCAGAGUCAGAAACCUUUGUCCACCCCACAGGCAGCUCUCGAAGCUGCAGCAGCUAUGAGCUUCAACAGCAAAGCAUGAAACGCUCGGCCAGGAGGAAGUACGCAGGCUGCCACUUCUGGUUCACAACCAAGAGCUGGAAGCCCAAUGCUGAGCAGAUGGACCAGGACCACAGCAGCAGUGACAGCUGGAAUAACAAUGACGCUGCUGCCUCCCUGGAAAACUCUGCCUCCUCCGAUGAGGAGGACAUUGGCUCAGAGACCAGAGCCAUCUACUCGAUUGUGCUCAAGCUUCCGGGUCACAGCACCAUCCUCAAUUCCACCAAAUUGCCCUCAUCAGACAACCUGCAAGUGCCCGAUGAGGAGCUGGGGAUGGUGGACUUGGAGAGGAAGGCCAGCAAGCUGCAGGCCCAGAAGAGCAUGGAUGAUGGAGGCAGUUUUCAGAAAAGCUUCUCCAAGCUUCCCAUCCAGUUAGAGUCCACCAUGGACACAGCCAAGACCUCUGAGGUCAACUCUUCAGUGGGUAAAACCACAGCCACUCUUCCCCUGUCCUUCAAGGAAGCCACUCUGGCCAAGAGGUUUGCCCUGAAGACCAGGAGUCAGAUCACUAAGCGGAAACGGAUGUCUCUCAUCAAAGAGAAGAAAGCGGCCCAGACCCUCAGCGCCAUCUUGCUUGCCUUCAUCAUUACCUGGACCCCCUACAAUAUCAUGGUUCUGGUGAACACCUUUUGUGACAGCUGCAUACCCAAAACCUAUUGGAAUCUGGGUUACUGGCUGUGUUACAUCAACAGCACCGUGAACCCCGUGUGCUAUGCCCUGUGCAACAAAACAUUCAGAACCACCUUCAAGAUGCUGCUGCUCUGCCAGUGUGACAAGAGGAAGCGGCGGAAGCAUCAGUACCAGCAGAGACAGUCGGUCAUCUUCCAUAAGCGUGCACCUGAGCAGGCCUUGUAGGGUGAGGGUUCCUUGCUAGCAGUGGUCAAAUGCACACAUCAACCCACAAACCUUACAGGGAGCAAGGUGAGGGUGGGGAUGAUUGCUGGUGAUGAUAAAAAUGUUCUUAUCACCCAGAUGUGGAAGAAGCUGCCUGUUCACUGAUCCACUGAAUAAAUCCAUUUUCAUAAAAAAGUCAGAUACCAAUUCAGAAAAAAAAAUUACUUAAUAUAAAGAAAUUUAUUCUGAAAUAGACUUUGUUUUUUCUUAAAGAGGAAAAAAAUAUUGUUCCACAGCAGUGGUACACCCAAAUUGACCUGCUUGGUUCUUUUCAUUCCCAUUAGCUCUGGAAUCUCAGAUGAGCAUAAGUAGCCAGCCCAAGCUGCCACCUUCUUUUCCAGUAUCCCUAAAGUGUCAAUGCAGAUCCAGUUCCGGGGAUGUGGAACACGUCAGGCUAGUGAAUCUGUGGCUCUGAAAUUAUUUCGUGCUUUGUAAAGCUGAACCUCCUUGUCCCAGUAGAGCCGCCAUCUUCUCUCUGGUGUGCUGUUAAACUCUAUUUGUGGACUUGAUUCUCUCCCAGUACUGUUUUGUGCAGUUCAAGUUUCAUAUCAAUAAAAAUCUGUAAGUAUAAGUAUAUGUGUGUGUGUGAGAGAGAGAGAGAGUUCUGCGCACACGCACACACAGUGUAUAUAAUAUAACGGGAAUCACUGAACUAGCAAAUGAUUCCUGCAAUCCGUGCUUUCAGUGCUCUGGUAACUAAAGUUCUCUAGGAUCCUAACAAUGCAAACGUGGAAAUAACCCAGUGUAAAGUUUGGAAGCCAGGGAUGUGCGCUACAAACCUCCCUGGAGAGACCGGCAGGGGGCGCGGCCGCGGGGCGGGGUCUGCGCGGAGCCUCCGGGCGGCCGAGCCCGGCCAGCUCCCCGCCUUGCCGACCUCAACGGGGCUGCCUCAGAGGGGCCCUCGGCGCUGAGCGAGCCGCACCCGCGUUUGAAUUCAGUCGCCCGGAUCCGAACGUUUCCACGCACAGUCUCUGCCAUCCGACCUGCCUGGAACUUGGUAGCUGUGUCGCGUCGGAGUGUCACACAGCGGCGCGGACGGCAAAGCCAAGGACGCGGCGAGGAGCGCGGACUCGGAGUCCGGCGCGCGGCUCCGGCCCCCGGCUGCCCCGCGGCGACGAAGGACCGACGCCUGGCUCCGAGCUGUGGCCGCCGCUGUCUGGCGCGCUUCGGUGCCCUUCGCCCAGUAGCCGGUGGGGUUUAGGAAGUCACACGCACUCGGGAGAAACUGUUACACUGAAAAGUACUGCUUGACACUGAUUUCCUUGCAUUUUAAAGCGAUGAUUUCGCAUUCUCCUCUGAAUUGGGCGAAUGCUCCGUGCUGCUGGGGGAGGGGGCCGCUGUUGCUUCAUCCCUGUCGCUGCUGUAGUUGCGGUUCCUUCAUCUCCUUUGGCUGGGCUGUGCGGGGGGAGGCGGGGCGGGCGACUGAGGACAAAUCUCCCCUUCGUCCUGGCCUCGGCGUCGUGCGCCUGCAGCCGGGCUGGAAGCUGCUUUUGUGUUCAGUGUGAGCUGGUGUUUACAGGUGACUGACUCAGUGGUGUCUGUGUUUGAACUAUUUAAUUUCGUGCUAUGUUUAUAUGAAGAAAUAUUCAUGCAUCCUUCACCAAGUGUCUAUUUAAUGUGGAUAAAUAUUAUUCUUCAGUCUUCAGCCCUGCCGUCCCUUGAAAGUGAUUCCUUAAGGUCCCCUUGAGCGAUGGCUUCAUUGAGCUUUCCUGUGGCUCAGAAGAGGAAGACUGUCACCCUCUUGUCAUCAGCAAGUACCCAGGUCACAAAGAGUCAACUGUGUCUUCAAUACACGUUUAAACCCACGCUUCAGUUAAACGUGGUGGAGCCUGAACAGACCAGCCCUCCGCCACUGUGUUUGAAAUCACAUGACGAGGGGGAAAAAUGCAAAUCCGCAUGAUUGAAAGAAUGAUUUUUUUUUUUUGGCCCACAUUUACCAAAGAAUAAGAAAAACCAGAGACUAUUUUAUAAUGUGUAUAGCAACCUACGGAAUGUUAUGUUCUCCACUUGUGAAAUGUCUGGUGUACCACAAUUGCAUCUAUAUUUUCUUACUCCAGUUGGCCCAACACUAAUAAAUACGGGAAUGUGGGUUCACGUCUCCAGUACUUCAGCAAUUCCCAUUCCUUUUAAACUCCUACCCUUCCUUCCUUCCAAAGGGCUGCUUCCUGUAUUAGAAAAAGUUAGAAUUACAUUUAAGAAAUAAAAAAACCCUGAGCUUUGGCAGAACUGCAAAGGUUAAUAACAAUUCUCUUAAACAUGAUUAUCUCCUGAUCCUUGUCCUUUUAUGCUGCUGAUAAAGGCAGAAAAGAAACAAAUCCAAGCCUAGCUCUCCUUUUCAGUUACUAGUUUGGUUUAAUUACAGAAUUGUUCUCAAAUCUCAUGGAUGAAAGCUGCUUUUAAAUACUCUCUACUGAUUAUGUUUAAAGAAAGGUAUGUCCAACUCUUAGGGUGUUGUCAGAGAAGGCAAAUAAGAAAGACAGAUUUCUUUGAAUAUGGAGAAUUCAGAAGUGUAAUCAAAGCUGUAGUGAGUGUUUAUGCUCCAACAUAGCUACCAUUCAUUUCUCAAAGGGUUUGUCAUAGAGAAGGUAUUCAGCAUUUAUGUAAGAUCACAGUGUCUUCAUCCCCAAACAGGGAAUCUAACUAUUUCAUUCCAUAUGAAUGACGUUUGCAGAGAAUGAUUCACUUAAAUGGAAAGGGCAAAACAAACCUAAAACAAACUACACAUGAAGAACAGCCCCAACACAAACACACACACACACACACACAUGUGCAUGCAUGCGUGUGCACACCCAUUCUCCCUUUCUCGGUUCUCCAGGACUUGCCAGAUGGACAAAGCAGCAAACUACCUGGCCCACUGUUUCUCACAGCCCUGCUCCCUGUGGCCCAUCACCUUGCUGUGGUCUCUCUUCUAGUUCUCCAUAUUAUCCCGAAUCAUCCUUGCCUUAAAUAUAGCCUUGACUCUCAUCAUAUUUUCCAUUUCUAUUCACUCGUUCAUGUAUAAUAGUUCUGGACUCUGACAGCAAGGAAACAAAUCAUAAGGAUAGAGGCUGCACUGGCUAAAGAUCUAGAAGGUAUACCGGCAAAGUUCACUGCUCAAGGAGGGACAAGAGCCCCUUAGCAUUGACUGUGAGAAGUGGGAGGGCAGAGUUUGAUGUAAAGGUGGCUGCCUUGGGUCUGCCUCAGGACAGAGAAGGAUGCUGAAGCUCAGGUACGCUAAGAAGCCCAAUGCAGACAAAAGAGACAGGCAGAGCCCAGGGGCUUUCUGGGUGUCCCAUUCUUCUGAGUAGAGAUAACUCCCAGAUGGGGACAUUAAUGAGAAACUGGACAGUCCUCCCCGAGCGCACCUCAGAGGGCACUGAAGGUGUCUACUGCCAUGCAUGUCACUUACCUUUUCCAACUCUCUGGACUGUCUCCGUGGGCUCACACUAAUUAACACAAAAGCACCUUAAUUUGCCUUCUGACAGCAAACUGGUCAAGAUGGAGGCCUGGUGUUUGGCAAAUCACCACAGUGAUGAAUGUAAAUGAGCAAUCUGAUGAACACUUGAAGAUUUCUGAUUUUAUAAUCCUUCAGAGCUAUUUACUUAUAUUCCCAUGCCACAGAAUCUGUAGAAAUCUCACAAUUUGUUGGUAAGCUGGAAUUUUACUGUUUCAGAUACCAUGGCAGUUGGGCCUGACAACCUUUCAGGUGGGGUGACUGGGUAGCGCAUGUUCAUUUGGGUUUUGUGGUGGUGUUUCUCCUAGUGGUAGUGAAAUGGCAGCAAGCACAGUACCCAGAACACUUAUCUUCCCUUCAAGCUAACAGCCCUGCUUCUUCCACCUCCUCCCAGAGAGCGUAUUUCUCAAAUGUAAUGCAAGUUUGGUUCUGCUGUGUAAGCUCCAGCCCAAACCAGGUCCAGAAGUUUUACUACUUCCCUCAGCAGAUUUAGGUCACACUCUCUCUCCUUGUGUUUUCAUGCUUCUACUGUAUAGGAAUCCAGGCUUUACAAGGAUUGGUGCUGUGUGAGUAAAUAUUUGAGACCUGAGAGACUGCUCCUGGGGACAGUAACCCUGAGAUCUUUAGAACUAAAGCAUUCCAUUUUCUUUGUCUGGCUUUUGUAGUCCUGCCUGAGAUAGGAGGCACAUGUCAUGAUAAUAAAUAUGAAUAAAGACAAGUUAGAAAGGCGGCUAUAGCCAACAUCCAUUUAGAUUUUAUUGACUGUCUCCAAAAUGGGCAGGACGUACAUUCACAGCUUCACCACAGGGGUGGAAAAGGCACUUGAACAUAGGAAGUGGACACCCCCGGCUUCUGUAGGGCCUUAGGCAUGUGACAGCGGAACGACAGAGGAGUUCUGCCUGAGCUGGACCACCCCAGAUACUCAUCUGAGAUCCAAGGUGGCCUCGCCUUAGUUGCUUAAGACAUCUUACAUGUCGGGGAGUGGAAAAGGCCAUACCUUUCCCUGCAGAGAAGCAGUGACAACACCUUCCUCCCACAUUCGAAUCCAGUAACCCACUCUCAAACUAAAAAGAUUAUCCCCAGAAUAAAUAAUUUUGUUACUCUUCUUUCUGGAACUCCAAAAUACUUAACGAUUCUGUAAUUUACAUGCCAAACUAGAGUAUUUUAUCCUGCAUUCUGUGAGUUCCUUGAUGACAGAAAAUGGAUCUUGUUCGUCUGUGUCCUGUGGCUGGCACGGUGUCUCUCCAAGAGUAGACAUUCACUAAAUGUUGUUGAAUGUUUAAUAAAGUCCUUAUUAAUUAACAUAACAAAUAUUUAUCAGAAUUUUGUUCACAUCGGUGCCCCACACUGCUAAUAUAGGAAAGGGUCUUUGAGCUGGAAAAGUAACUUAAAGGAAGAAUGAUUCAUUAAGACGGUGGCUAUCUAAUAAAAUAUGUCUAAGCAACAAAGAGCAAUAUUUUAAAUAUAUUUGAAGUAGGGAACAUAAUUAAGAGUACAGAAAGGACAAAAAGUCACCUGCCUCUUGAACCCCUGGAACUCAGAAACUUUUUACCAGAUGGGUCAGCUCUACCUGGUCCUCACUGUCCUGGUCAGAGAAGUAUGGGGAGGGCCUGGAGAGCCCAUAAAUGUGACUUUUCUGUUUGCACAAAUGAAAGUCUCUAGUUUGGCUUAAAAUAUCCUCAUAUGCAAGUUUGCUUGGCAUGGAAAGUUAGGGGAGAAUCUAUUCUGUUCUGUAAGCAAUUAAACAAAAGCCUUCUCCUCUGUUCAUCCUCAUACAGUACAUGGGCAUGUUCCAACCCCUGCACACACUGGAGAAAUUCUCUGGAGCUUGUGCACAGAGCUACAUGAAGGUGACAUUGUGAGCAAUACCCUUCUUUUUUUUUUUAACACAUGAGAACUAUCACAAAGUUUGGUGCAUGUUUGAGGGCUAGUUAAAUUAAAAUGAGCUUCCGAGUCUGUGAAUCAGCACCUCAAUUUCUCUAGGCAGGAAGCUUCCCAGGAAAUGUUUAUGAAAUGUUCAGUGAUCACAUCCUUCUAAUUCAUGAGGGUGUAGGAGGAAACCACUGUCCAAAAAGAGAUGGCUAUAUAUUUGCUUUGUAAGCAAAAGGCAUGUAUCAUAGUUGCUUCUAAAAUAGUGUCCCCAUCUUUACCAAAGGCACUGAAUUUUAACCUGUUUUUAUUACCUAGUAGCCAGCACUUCCUCAGUCAUUUUAGGUAUGUCAUAUGCCAUUUUUAUUCUUUCACCUGAAGAUAAGUCAAUUGUCUGUACUAUAAAAUAAUGCCUGCAACUUUGUGGUGAUAUUAUCCCAUAAGUUUAUCAGUGAAAUAAGGAAAUAAAACUAUUAAUA